Messenger RNA from Gryllus bimaculatus (two-spotted cricket), 1422 nucleotides. The record is from the annotation of a GenBank genome assembly. NCBI's taxonomy places the organism in Eukaryota, Metazoa, Arthropoda, Insecta, Orthoptera, Gryllidae.
CCGAGCGCGCGGCCGGACCCGUCGCUGGUGGAGGUGCAGCAGCUGGGCAGCCGGGGCUUCACCCUGCGCUGGCACUUCCCGGGCAACUGCAGCGCGGCCAACGGCGCCCUCGACGGCAUGCACUACGCCAUCCGCCCCGCCGCCCGCCCCGAGGGCCAGGGCGAGGACGAGAGCGAGGACGAGGCCGGGGCGCGGGGCGAGGCGGGCUUCUCGGGACUCGUCAUGGGCACGCGCCAGCGCUUCAGGGACCUGCGCCCGGCCACGGAGUACGCCAUCACGCUGCACCUCGUCUCGCCCGCGGGUUGGGACCCCGCGCUGGGCACAACCAUCUUCGUCACCACGCUGCCGGAAGGAGCGGAGGAAGUGCGCGUUCACGAGGCGACGCGCGACAGUGUGUCGUUGCGCUGGCUGCCGCCCGAGGGCAGCACUUUUCGUAGCGUGGCGGUGACGACCCUGGCGGCCGGCGGGCGCAACGAGAGCGCUGCUGCGUGGUCGGAACCCUGCCCGCGUUGGCCCGCCAUGCGAUGUCUCACGCUCUCCCGCCUGCAAGCCGACACGCGAUACGAUAUCUGGGUACACAUCUCCACGCUCAACAACACUGAAGUUCAAGUACAUACAGUUCAUCUGGAGGCAAAAACCACCGAAGGAAGCCCCAGCGCGCCGCGUGAGCUGCGCGCGGAGGCGCUGUCGGCGACGGCGCUGCGCCUGCGCUGGCGCGCGCCCGCGGUGCGGGGCGGCGUGCUGCGCAACUUCGUGCUCAUCGUGCACCACGUGCGCUCGCACGCGACGGGCGCCUGCUGCGUGCGCAACCGCAUCGAGGUGGUGGAGGUGCCGCCGGCCGACGCCGAUCGACAGGACCUCUUCGAGUACGAGGUGACAGGGCUGCCGCCGGCGUCGACGUUCGGGGUGUCCCUGUCGGCGGUGACGGCGUCCGCGGGCGCCGCCGCCAACACCACCGCGCACACGGCGCCGCUGCUGCCGCUGCUACCUGCUCCGUUGGCGGCGGCGUCGCCGCUGAAGCUGGUAGCGGGGCCCGGCGCCUGCCUCCGCGCGCGCCUGCCGCCCGCCGCCGCCUCCGAGGAGUGGUCGCCUUGGGGGAAGCCCGUCAACUCCAACUCCACUUCCCCCCCCGCGCCCGCCACCACCCCCGCCAGAGCCCUGCCCGAGGAGCUCUUGCGCGUACUGCCAGAUGACUACACCGCCCUGCACGAGGCACAGGAGGCGGAGGACGGGACGGUGUGCGUGGGCGGCGCGGCCGGCGGCGGGCAACGCGCGGGGCUGGCGCUGUUGCUGCAGUACGCGACCGCCGCCUCGGCUGCCGUCUGGCGCAGCGACGCCUUCGACCUGCUCGAUUGCUUCCACGCCCCCGCCCCCGCCCCCUCCCCCUCCCCAGCCGCCUCCGCCGGCGCCUUCGUCUGCCUC